This is a messenger RNA of Microtus oregoni (creeping vole), 1178 nucleotides long. RefSeq names its product ER lumen protein-retaining receptor 1-like. Gene Ontology annotation, cellular component: cis-Golgi network; endoplasmic reticulum; membrane. The transcript has a single exon. Bases 160 to 798 code for a protein of 212 amino acids. Gene Ontology annotation, molecular function: ER lumen protein retrieval receptor activity. Lineage: Eukaryota; Metazoa; Chordata; Mammalia; Rodentia; Cricetidae. Gene Ontology annotation, biological process: protein retention in ER lumen; endoplasmic reticulum to Golgi vesicle-mediated transport. The record is from RefSeq and is a predicted model, not a curated record.
GCCACCAGCUCCGGCCUCGGCUCACCUCCCAGAGCCCCCUCCCCGGAGCUGAGCUACCGAAGGGCUCCUCUCCCGCCCUCAGCCCAGCAGCACCGCAGCUCCGGGGCAGCCCGGUUGGCCAACCUUCCCCCAGCUCAGUCCUGCCCGAGCUCCCCAGUCAUGAACCUCUUCCGAUUCCUGGGAGACCUCUCCCACCUCCUAGCCAUCAUCUUGUUACUGCUCAAAAUCUGGAAGUCCCGAUCGUGUGCGGGCAUUUCAGGGAAGAGCCAGGUCCUGUUUGCUGUGGUGUUUACUGCCCGAUACCUGGACCUGUUCACCAACUACAUUUCACUCUACAACACCUGCAUGAAGGUGGUCUACAUAGCUUGUUCCUUUACCACGGUGUGGAUGAUAUACAGCAAGUUUAAAGCUACUUACGACGGGAACCACGAUACUUUCCGCGUGGAGUUCCUCGUUGUUCCCACAGCCAUUCUGGCAUUCCUGGUCAACCAUGACUUCACCCCUCUGGAGAUCCUCUGGACUUUCUCCAUCUACCUGGAGUCAGUGGCCAUCUUGCCGCAGUUGUUCAUGGUGAGCAAGACGGGUGAGGCGGAGACCAUCACCAGCCACUACCUGUUCGCACUAGGUUUCUACCGCACGCUCUAUCUCUUCAACUGGAUCUGGCGCUACCACUUUGAGGGCUUUUUUGACCUCAUCGCCAUUGUUGCUGGCCUGGUCCAGACAGUCCUCUACUGCGAUUUCUUCUACCUCUACAUCACCAAAGUCCUCAAGGGGAAGAAGCUGAGCUUACCGGCAUAGCCCUGGCCUCACCAGCCUUCACCGAGGCAGGGCAGGAGGCAGAGAAGGCUGCUCAAGAUCAAGGCCUUCUCAUCCAGAGUUGGCUUUUUAAAGCGCUCGCCUCUCCUGGCUCCCCACCCCUCCAGCUGGGUUUUGGGGUCAGUGGAAGACCCCUAUCCUGGGGAGCUCAGGACCUGAGCUGUUUGUAGCCUUUUGCCUUUUAGAGAAGAAAAACAAAAAAACAAAUCUUUCCACUGUUUAGUUUUUGAUUCUGAUGACUUUUUUCUCUUCUACCCUGGCCCUGAUUUUUUAUAAACUGUGUUUUGAGUGUUCUCUGGACCAGGGCCAGUGGAGGUCUACUUCCUUCUCUAAGCCACUUGUCUCCCUCCAAGAUCCCACCC